This is a messenger RNA of Lytechinus pictus (painted urchin), 2713 nucleotides long. RefSeq names its product S-formylglutathione hydrolase-like. The record is from RefSeq and is a predicted model, not a curated record. Gene Ontology annotation, cellular component: cytosol. The transcript has 9 exons. Bases 540 to 1391 code for a protein of 283 amino acids. Gene Ontology annotation, biological process: formaldehyde catabolic process. Gene Ontology annotation, molecular function: S-formylglutathione hydrolase activity. Lineage: Eukaryota; Metazoa; Echinodermata; Echinoidea; Temnopleuroida; Toxopneustidae.
ACACAACCUUAGAUCCAUCCUUAAUCACCCCUCUCUUUUCCUCCUCAUUUGCUCCUUGGAUUUAUUUCGUACCUGUAUACCUCAACAGUAAAUGAACUUUGAACAAUAUUUUGAAUAUAUACUGUAGGUGUGAGUAAAAUGAAUUAUAAUUCGAUAGCGGUUUAGAAUUGUAAGCCAUUUGACCCAUUUACUACUGAUUUUUUUUUUGUAAUCGACAUAUACUAGUACUAUACUUUGCACACCCGGGGAUAUUCCACCUGAUUGCCGUGCACAUCGGGGUAUUAAAACCUCCGAGUUUUGCACGUGCCUAUUUUCUUCCGCCAAUGAGCUUCCAACGAUAACUGAAGUUGAGCUUGGCGAAAAGAGGCACAAGCCAAUCAGCUAACGUUAAUGUAAAAACUGGGCGUGGCUUGAAUUGGGUGCUCAAAAUGAGAAUGCAACAGACGUGAACGAACGCAUAUGAGGACCUGUGCGAAUGCGACGACGAAUCACGGAAAAAACAACAGGAAUUCUUUCAACUGAAAUAAAAGACAGGAAAGAUGAACGGGCUUACCGAGGUAUCGAGCCACAAGUGCUUUGGUGGCUACCAAAAGUUUUUCACACACGAGAGCUCAGAAUGCAAGGCGAAGAUGCCGUUUUCAAUCUAUAUUCCUAAGCAGGCCGAGAAAGGCAAAUGCCCAACUCUUAUAUUUCUUGCCGGUUUGCGCGCCAACGAACAAAAUGCAGCCAUCAAAUCGGGAUUCCAGCGUUUAGCAGCCCAGUAUGGUAUGAUAGUCGCGUGCCCAGACACAAGCCCCCGUGGAUUAAACAUCGAAGGAGCAGAGGACACGUGGGAAUUUGGUAUCGGGGCUGGUUUUUACAUCGACGCCACGGAGGAAAAAUGGAGGAAACACUUCAGAAUGUACUCUUACAUCACGGAAGAGUUUCUCGAUCUCCUCGUAAAGCAUUUCAACGUCAAUCCAGAAAAAGUUGGAAUCACAGGCCAUAGCAUGGGAGGACACGGAGCUAUGAUUUUUGGCCUCAAGAACCCACAUCUCUUUAAGUCUAUAUCAGCCUUUGCUCCUAUCUGUAAUCCUUCGAUCAGUCCAUGGGGAGUGAGAGCCUUCAAGGGAUACCUUGGAAACGAUAUCAGCACAUGGAAGGAGUACGACACAUGUGAGCUUGUUCCUCUUUACAACGGACCACCAAGAGAGAUCUUCCUAAGCCAAGGGACCAACGAUCCAUGGACUCCUGAUAAACAACUCCUCCCAGAGAACCUGGUCGAAGUCUGCAAAGGCAGCGACACUGUCACCCUUAACAUGGAUAUACGCGAGGGUCACGACCACAGCUACUUUUUCGUCGCUUCGUGCAUGGAGGACCACGUUAAGUUCCACAUCCAGCAAAUGGAAUGACGUCAUAACUUGGUUGCUAUGUAAAACACUGAUGAUGCAUUCCCACCCUGAAAGAAGGAGAGAGGGAGCUUAGGGAUGAGCUCUCGAGGGUUAGCAGAAGAGAAAAUAUCAAUUCAUUUCAACUAGAUUUUGAUUAGAUGUAUGAAGAGAACUGGUUGAAGUGGAAAUUCAUUUUAAAUAAUCAUUUUCAUUUACAUUUUAAAUAAUCAUUUAAGAGUGAUUCAAAUAAAUUCACAUGGACCGUGAAACAGAAAAGUACAUUACAGUAUCUUGAGAUGUUAGUUCAUCUUGAGGUCUGUCGGAUAUGAAUGAUUGAUUUAAAAUGAAAGACAGAUAACCUCGUUUCUUUAUAAAAGAUGAGAGCCCUGCAAUGUAUGCUGCAUCAACGUAGCUUUUAUGGUAUCUUUGCAGUCCAAUUAAUGCUAACUUUUGAGGAAAUCGUGUCGAUUUUGAUUGGCUGUUGAGCAGUGGUAACAUGGUAGCUACUGUUGUUCAGGGGUCAAACAUUAGUCCUUUCUGAAAGUCCAUCAAUUCUUCAAACCUUUCACAUCAGGGCCCCAUAUCACAGAGAGCUGCGACUGAUCUAUAAGUAUGGAAAGCCAAAAACUACAUAUAGAAUGCAGUAUCCUUUCAAAGUGUGCACAAAACAGGAGAAACCCUCGUAAAAGCAGCAUGGUUUUUGCCAAUCAGUUUGCCCCUUUUUGUUUUCAGAGAGGCAGAGCAUAAAGCUCCACGAUUUUUUUAUGGCUUUCACUUAUUGAUGGUUUAGACCAUCUUAACUCUAAAGAUGGGGCAUAAUCCCCGACUCCUGAAGAAGAGGUUUAUUAUAUUUCUAGGUUCCUAAAUAAGUUAUUUGCUUAAACAAAUACAAGUCAAGAAAGGCAGAUCGAAGCAAAAUUGAACCAUGAACUUGUUGAAAUUUAGUGUAUAUGCAAUCAUUUUGUUCUUUGUACAGACAGUAUUUUUCUCUUUCACACAAUGGGUAUAUGUACAUGUUUAUUUCCCUGAGGGUUUUUUUUUAGGGGGGGUCGAGUGUUGUGGCUGGAAUAUUAACAUUUUUUCAUAAAGUAAUGAAAACAGCAACCCUUUAUGUUUAAGAAUUGAAUGUCUAACAUUAUUGGAGCUAUACCAUUGAUCUAUGUAGGCCUUACUGCUGCAGCUCAACUAAUCAAUUACUCUGAAAUGUCAUGACACUUAUCUAGCUUUACCAAGGAAGUGAAUUUUUGUAUGCACUGAGUUUAUCAAAUGACUAUUUUUUCAACAUGUCUUCUACCUCAUGGUUAAUAUGAGUUUCAAAACAAUAAAGAAUCAAUGAAAACAUG